CAAUGCCUGCAGCUUCCAACUAUCUGCUUCUGUUUCUUCUUGCAGUAGUGGUUUUCACUACCACUGCCACUGUUGCUGAUCAACACGAUGAUCAUCAUAAACCACCAUUUCAUAAGCCUCCUACUCAUCCAUCGGGCCACCACAAACCACCCAUCCACCACCCCCUAAUGGUGGAAGUCUCUCACAUUCAGAAGUCACCCCAACCCCCUAAACACAAGCCUCCAACCACAUUAAGUAAGAAAGAGCCACUCCCCGAGCACAAGCCAUCAACCCCUCGUGAUCAACCUCCGAAGGGUAAGGGGGAGAAGCCACCGCCGGAACACAAGCCACCUCACGAGCACCGGUUGUUGGAGACAGAUGCAAAACCUUUUAACGGAGAAAAGUCACCACAGGAGCACAAAGGAAAUCCUUGCGAGAAACCUCACAAGGGUCAUGAGCACAAACCUCCUCAUGAAAAACACAUUGGACGUCGUUUGUUAGAGUCUUCCUCCACGGAGUUGGAUGGUAAGCCACCAAAGGGUCAGAAUUCACCACCAAAACACAAGCCACCUCAUGAACACCAAUUGUCGGAGGUGGAUGGAAAGCCCUCCAAGGGAGUGAAGCCACCACAAGAGCACAACGGACCUCACAAGGGAGAGAAGCCACCGCCAAAGCACAAACCACCUCAUGAACACCAAUUGUUAGAGCUAGAUGGGAAGCCCUCCAAGGGAGAGAAGCCACCACCAAAGCACAAGCCACCUCAUGAACACCAAUUGCUGGAGUUGGAUGGAAAACCUACCAAAGGAGAGAAGUCGCCACAAGAGCACGGUCAACAUCACAGGGGAGAGAAGUCACCACCCAAGCACAAACCACCUCAUGAACAUCAGUUGUUAGAGUUAGAAGGAAAACCUUCCAAGGGAGAGAAACCACCACAAGACCACAAUGAACAUAAGGGAGAGAAGCCACCACAAAAGCACAAGCCACCUCAUGACCACCGCUUGUUAGAGACUGAUGGAAAACCUUCCGAGGGAGAGAAGCCACCACAACAUCACAAUGAGCCUAAGAAGGGAGAGAAGCCACCACCAGAGCACAAACCAGGACAUCCAAGUAAUGAGCCUCACAAGGGUGAUAAGCCACCACCAAAGCACAAACCACCUCAUGAACAAAACACCGGACGCCGUUUGCUCGAGACGUCUGCUUCCACCGAGUUAGAUGGUAAGUCUUCUAAAGGAAAGAAGCCACCCCCAAAACACAAUCCGCCAACCCCGCUUGAUAAAAAUGAAGAACAUAAGCCAUUCCCAGAACACAAGUCACCGAAGGGUAAAGGAGAGCGCCCACCACAUCACGAUCGUCACCUUGCAGAGAAUGCGAAGGAGGAUGCACACAAGCCGCCUAGGAAAUUAAAACCUCCAACUACUCUUGCGAAGAAGCCUCCAACUUCCCCUCACAAACCUCCAUCUCCCUCCUGAUCAUCAGAUCAUCAUUAGAUUACUACUUUCAUGAGAUAUAUGUAAAAUAAGAGCUGCUAUAACCCUACUUUCAUGGAAUAGGUCACUAUUCCAUGGGGUAAUACCAGACUCUGUUUGAUUUCAUGUUGUCCUUCUAGAGAUCGAGUAGGUACUAUGUUGUUCUUAUGUAAAGCAUCCAAUGUACUCACUUUGAAUAUUACGAAUUCUCUAGCCUA
Molecule: messenger RNA, 1663 nt
Organism: Argentina anserina (silverweed cinquefoil)
Lineage: Eukaryota; Viridiplantae; Streptophyta; Magnoliopsida; Rosales; Rosaceae
Product: early nodulin-75-like
Exons: 1
Coding region: 3-1448 (481 amino acids)
Source: RefSeq, a predicted model, not a curated record